Molecule: messenger RNA, 9143 nt
Organism: Haliotis rufescens (red abalone)
Lineage: Eukaryota; Metazoa; Mollusca; Gastropoda; Lepetellida; Haliotidae
Product: glutamate receptor ionotropic, delta-2-like
Exons: 10
Coding region: 581-1828 (415 amino acids)
Cellular component (GO): membrane
Molecular function (GO): glutamate-gated receptor activity
Source: RefSeq, a predicted model, not a curated record
UUUCACGCUGAUGGGAGGAGGUCACUCAACCAGUUCAUGCAUUCUUUGUCAAAGAAGAUCAGACUUGGAUAGAAUCUAAUGCUUUGAAGGAAGAAACAUAUAUGACACUAUUGAAGACUGGACUACACAGCAUGGUGUGACUGCACUGUUCAUCCAUGUGCAUGCCUUUGAACAGAGUCUGACCGACGUGAUUGAGGAAACUCUCCCGAAGAACAAAAUCAACAUUUAUCGCAAAUUAUUCAACUUUGUCGUCUUUUGUGAUGGUAUCAACAACUGCUUGCCACGCAUCACACAUAUCUCCUCCAAAAAAGACAAGGAAAGCGGACAAGGAACACUGCUACGUCAUUUUUCGAAAUGGUUCUUCCUGAAUGUGGACCCGCCAUUAACAGAAGUAUAUGCUGAUCUGGACAACAUAGCGGUAGCAGUCAAGGAAAAGAACAUAUCUGGUCGCUCAGAUGUGAAAAUCAGCACUCUCUUGUGGAAGUCCAACAGCCGGAAAUGGUCGCAAAUCGGUGACUUAACAAAUAAUGGGGGCACAUACCCCGCCUUCAUUUCUCCUCUUUUCCCCAAUACGGCAUACAUGUUGAACGGAAGAAAACUAAAAAUUGGCAUCUUGGAGUGGCAAAACUUUUGCAAGAAAUCAGAUUGUUCAACAAAUGGCUCCAUUGUGUACACUCAUGUUUGCAAGGAUUUAUUCGACAGCCUUGCCGAAUAUCUCAAUUUUACAUAUGAACUGAUCGAACCACCGGACAAGUCUUGGGGUGAAUUGUCCGAAACAUGGAACGGUCUUCUUGGCAUGGUAGCACGAAAUGGUAUCGAUCUUUCGGGCAUACCUUAUGGAAUCACCCUUAAAAGAUCCAAGGCCUUUGCAUUUUCUUAUAUCAUGUACCAAUACGAAUGUGAGGUAGUCCAUAAGAAACUGUCAAAUAAUGAUAACCACUGGAUGUUGUUGGUGUCUGUUUUUAAAUGGGAAGUGUAUGUAUGCGGACUGCUGACGAUGGCAUGGUGCAUAGGACUCUAUACAUUGCUGGAACGAUACAGUGUUGGAGAGCAUUUCGAGGCCGGGGAGAUUCCUGCAUGUCCACCAUCAACAUCAGACAGUGUCAUGACGGCCGUUCUUGUGCCGCUACGUCAAGGUUCGCUGCAUCUCCCACGGGCCAGUUCAGGACGCAUAUUCUACACAAGCUGGGUGUGGUUUUGCAUCAUCAUUGUCGCAGUUUACACGGGUAAUCUGGUUGCAAUUAUAUCAGUGGUAAAAGAAAACAUACCCUUCAAUACGAUAAAAGAGCUUGCAGAAAAUGACGACUUCAAGAUUAUCAUUGCUAAAGGCACAUCUUAUGUAGAUAUCUACAAGUAUUCUAAUGAUAGUGUGAGCAAGAAAAUCUGGACGAAAGUGUUGGACGCCCGAUCUGCAGAUAUCCGAAACUCUCUGGACGAGGAUCUUCACAUUAAGAUGCUCCUACAGUCUAGCUACUACGCAUACAUUACCGGUUCAACCGAGACUAAUGGUAUAGAAAAGAUGGUUUUUAACCUCCGAAAGAUGAAAUGUAGUAUUGGUCCAUAUUUUCUAAGCCUACCCUUUCCUGCCAAUUCACCCCUUGCGGAGUUAUUUUCAGACAAACUUAUGCGUCUAUAUGAUAACGGCAUGCUGGAAGCCUGGGCAAGAAAAUGGUCCAGCACAAAACGGGAGGAAGAUGUACCUGCAAUGACGAAGGUUGACAUGAGUAACAUGCGGAGUGCCUGGACAAUGUGUGUAUCAGGAAUUACAGUAGCCAUCACGAUUUUAGGAAUUGAACGUUUCCUAAACUACCAAAUAAACCAAGAUUGAUUGACUAUUCUAUGAAAAUGAACACAUGAAUGUUACUGUUAGUUACAGUCACAUUUCAUGACAUCUUCAUGGCUUCGGUAAAUCAGGUUAAACUAUACUAUUCAAAAACAGUAAAAGAACACCCGAUUCUUUGAUAUCGCUAUAGUUAAUCUGUCAUGUCAUGCCAUAGUAUACAUUACUCUUCUCUGGUAUAAGAAAGUCCCAUGACAGAUUAACAAAGGUAAUAUGAAAGAAUCGGGUGUUCUUUAACUUCUUUGGAGUAGCAGAUAAGCCAUAAUAUACUACUCAAAAGAAGUUAAGGAUCACCCAAUUAUUUACUAUUACUAUAGUUUAUCUUUCAUACCAUUACAGAUUAACAAUAGUAAUUUGAAAGAAUCUGCUGAUCCUAAAGUUCUUUUGAGUAGUAUACUAGUAAUCGAGCGUAUCCUGAAAUAUCGCUUAAACAAUGAUUGAACUUGUUUUUAAAAAGGGUCUUAUCGUCCAGUGUUCCCUAGUUUGCUAUGCUUCUUCAGUUAAAACGUAUCAGUAACUGGUGUUGCACCAUACCAGACAUUCUACUCCUCAAGACAUAUCCUUCUUAAUACUUUUCAUAUUCUAUGCCAAAAAGCAUAAUAAAUGCUUGAUCAUAUCUUUUGAAAUAUAGGGAGGGAAUGUGUGAGUAUGAUUUUACACCGCUGAUAGCAAUAAUCCAGCAAUAUCCACAUUAAAAAUGGGCUUCACAUGCAGUACUUAUGUAGGGAAUCGAACCGUAUUAUUCUUUCGAUUUUAAUCGAAAGAUUCACAUGUGGCACUCCGUGUCUGCGAUAGCUGUGACUUUAUAUUUGAAUAAUUGUUUACUUUUAUUUACAUGGGAGUUAUUGUCCAUUGAUUAUUCGCUCAUUCGACUGCAUCACAGACAGUUAAAAGUAUAAUAUACCUUAAACAGUGUAUGUUCAUGGUUCAACACAGAACAUGGAAAAAACGUACAUUUUUCAACAGCAAAAUCCCAGCAAAGUUUCUGUAUGAUUUCAGUGUACAAAAAGCAUGUAUCUGAGCUUGAAUAAAUUACACAUUGGUACAAGUUUAAGGCCUCGGUGUUCAUAAAGGUUUAUUGUAGACAUGUGGAGAACAUUUCUCAAUAUGUGGUAUCAGUGGCCAAAAUGAUGUCCGGUGCAAUUCCCGAUUUUGGCUUGAGUGAUAUGUCCCCUUAUUGUUCCAGAUGUAGAAGUGACUUUCCUUUUAUGUGUUUGUAAGAUCGUGUGAGUGACGGAUGCUACCGCUAGGACAGGACAUAUGUUCCCUUAUUUUCCAGAUGUAGAAGUGACUUUCCUUUUAUGUGUUUGUAAGAUCGUGUGAGUGACGGAUGCUACCGCUAGGACAGGACAUAUGUUCCCUUAUUUUCCAGAUGUAGAAGUGACUUUCCUUUUAUGUGUUUGUAAGAUUGUGUGAGUGACGGGUGCUACCGCUAGGACAGGACAUAUGUUCCCUUAUUUUCCAGAUGUAGAAGUGACUUUCCUUGUAUGUGUUUGUAAGAUCGUGUGAGUGACGAAUGCUACCGCUAGGACAGGACAUAUGUUCCCUUAUUUUCCAGAUGUAGAAGUGACUUUCCUUUUAUGUGUUUGUAAGAUUGUGUGAGUGACGGGUGCUACCGCUAGGACAGGAUAUAUGUUCCCUUAUUUUCCAGAUGUAGAAGUGACUUUCCUUGUAUGUGCUUGUAAGAUUCUGUGAGUGACGGGUGCUACCGCUAGGACAGGAUAUAUGUUCCCUUAUUUUCCAGAUGUAGAAGUGACUUUCCUUUUAUGUGUUUGUAAGAUUGUGUGAGUGACGGGUGCUACCGCUAGGACAGGAUAUAUGUUCCCUUAAUUUCCAGAUGUAGAAGUGACUUUCCUUUUAUGUGUUUGUAAGAUUGUGUGAGUGACGGGUGCUACCGCUAGGACAGGAUAUAUGUUCCCUUUUUUCCCAGAUGUAGAAGUGACUUUCCUUUUAUGUGUUUGUAAGAUUGUGUGAGUGACGGGUGCUACCGCUAGGACAGGAUAUAUGUUCCCUUAUUUUCCAGAUGUAGAAGUGACUUUCCUUUUAUGUGUUUGUAAGAUUGUGUGAGUGACGGGUGCUACCGCUAGGACAGGAUAUAUGUUCCCUUUUUUCCCAGAUGUAGAAGUGACUUUCCUUUUAUGUGUUUGUAAGAUUGUGUGAGUGACGGGUGCUACCGCUAGGACAGGAUAUAUGUUCCCUUUUUUCCCAGAUGUAGAAGUGACUUUCCUUUUAUGUGUUUGUAAGAUUCUGUGAGUGACGGAUGCUACCGAUAGGACAGGAUAUAUGUUCCCUUAUUUUCCAGAUGUAGAAGUGACUUUCCUUUUAUGUGUUUGUAAGAUUGUGUGAGUGACGGGUGCUACCGCUAGGACAGGAUAUAUGUUCCCUUAUUUUCCAGAUGUAGAAAUGACUUUCCUUUUAUGUGUUUGUAAGAUUGUGUGAGUGACGGAUGCUACCGCUAGGACAGGAUAUAUGUUCCCUUAUUUUCCAGAUGUAGAAGUGACUUUCCUUUUAUGUGUUUGUAAGAUUGUGUGAGUGACGGGUGCUACCGGUAGGACAGGAUAUAUGUUCCCUAAUUUUCCAGAUGUAGAAGUGACUUUCCUUGUAUGUGCUUGUAAGAUUGUGUGAGUGACGGGUGCUACCGCUAGGACAGGACAUAUGUUUCCUUUUUUUCCAGAUGUAGAAGUGACUUUCCUUUUAUGUGUUUGUAAGAUUGUGUGAGUGACGGGUGCUACCGCUAGGACAGGAUAUAUGUUCCCUUAUUUUCCAGAUGUAGAAAUCACUUUCCUUUUAUGUGUUUGUAAGAUUGUGUGAGUGACGGAUGCUUCCGCUAGGACAGGAUAUAUGUUCCCUUAUUUUCCAGAUGUAGAAGUGACUUUCCUUUUAUGUGUUUGUAAGAUUGUGUGAGUGACGGGUGCUACCGCUAGGACAGGAUAUAUGUUCCCUUAUUUUCCAGAUGUAGAAGUGACUUUCCUUGUAUGUGCUUGUAAGAUUGUGUGAGUGACGGGUGCUACCGGUAGGACAGGAUAUAUGUUCCCUUAUUUUCCAGAUGUAGAAGUGACUUUCCUUGUAUGUGCUUGUAAGAUUGUGUGAGUGACGGGUGCUACCGCUAGGACAGGAUAUAUGUUCCCUUUUUUUCCAGAUGUAGAAGUGACUUUCCUUGUAUGUGCUUGUAAGAUUGUGUGAGUGACGGGUGCUACCGCUAGGACAGGAUAUAUGUUCCCUUAUUUUCCAGAUGUAGACGUGACUUUCCUUGUAUGUGCUUGUAAGAUUGUGUGAGUGACGGAUGCUACCGCUAGGACAGGAUAUAUGUUCCCUUAUUUUCCAGAUGUAGAAGUGACUUUCCUUUUAUGUGCUUGUAAGAUUGCGUGAGUGACGGAUGCUACCGCUAGGACAGGACAUAUGUUCCUUUUUUUUCCAGAUGUAGAAGUGACUUUCCUUUUAUGUGUUUGUAAGAUUCUGUGAGUGACGGGUGCUACCGCUAGGACAGGAUAUAUGUUCCCUUAUUUUCCAGAUGUAGAAGUGACUUUCCUUGUAUGUGCUUGUAAGAUUGUGUGAGUGACGGAUGCUACCGCUAGGACAGGAUAUAUGUUCCCUUAUUUUCCAGAUGUAGAAGUGACUUUCCUUUUAUGUGCUUGUAAGAUUGCGUGAGUGACGGAUGCUACCGCUAGGACAGGACAUAUGUUCCUUUUUUUUCCAGAUGUAGAAGUGACUUUCCUUUUAUGUGUUUGUAAGAUUGUGUGAGUGACGGGUGCUACCGCUAGGACAGGAUAUAUGUUCCUUUUUUUCCAGAUUUAGAAGUGACUUUCCUUGUAUGUGCUUGUAAGAUUGUGUGAGUGACGGGUGCUACCGCUAGGACAGGACAUAUGUUCCUUUUUUUCCAGAUGUAGAAGUGACUUUAUUUGUAUGUGCUUGUAAGAUUGUGUGAGUGACGGGUGCUACCGCUAGGACAGGAUAUAUGUUCCCUUAUUUUCCAGAUGUAGAAGUGACUUUCCUUGUAUGUGCUUGUAAGAUUGUGUGAGUGACGGGUGCUACCGCUAGGACAGGAUAUAUGUUCCUUUUUUUUCCAGAUGUAGAAGUGACUUUCCUUGUAUGUGCUUGUAAGAUUGUGUGAGUGACGGGUGCUACCGCUAGGACAGGACAUAUGUUCCUUUUUUUCCAGAUGUAGAAGUGACUUUAUUUGUAUGUGCUUGUAAGAUUGUGUGAGUGACGGGUGCUACCGCUAGGACAGGAUAUAUGUUCCCUUAUUUUCCAGAUGUAGAAGUGACUUUCCUUGUAUGUGCUUGUAAGAUUGUGUGAGUGACGGGUGCUACCGCUAGGACAGGAUAUAUGUUCCUUUUUUUUCCAGAUGUAGAAGUGACUUUCCUUGUAUGUGCUUGUAAGAUUGUGUGAGUGACGGGUGCUACCGCUAGGACAGGACAUAUGUUCUUUUUUUUCCAGAUGUAGAAGUGACUUUCCUUGUAUGUGCUUGUAAGAUUGUGUGAGUGACGGGUGCUACCGCUAGGACAGGAUAUAUGUUCCCUUAUUUUCCAGAUGUAGAAGUGACUUUCCUUGUAUGUGCUUGUAAGAUUGUGUGAGUGACGGGUGCUACCGCUAGGACAGGAUAUAUGUUCCCUUAUUUUCCAGAUGUAGAAGUGACUUUCCUUGUAUGUGUUUGUAAGAUUGUGUGAGUGACGGGUGCUACCGCUAGGACAGGAUAUAUGUUCCUUUUUUUCCACAUGUAGAAGUGACUUUCCUUGUAUGUGCUUGUAAGAUUGUGUGAGUGACGGGUGCUACCGCUAGGACAGGACAUAUGUUCCUUUUUUUCCAGAUGUAGAAGUGACUUUCCUUGUAUGUGCUUGUAAGAUUGUGUGAGUGACGGGUGCUACCGCUAGGACAGGAUAUAUGUUCCUUUUUUUUCCAGAUGUAGAAGUGACUUUCCUUGUUUGUGCUUGUAAGAUUGUGUGAGUGACGGGUGCUACCGCUAGGACAGGAUAUAUGUUCCUUUUUUUUCCAGAUGUAGAAGUGACUUUCCUUGUAUGUGCUUGUAAGAUUGUGUGAGUGACGGGUGCUACCGCUAGGACAGGAUAUAUGUUCCCUUAUUUUCCAGAUGUAGAAGUGACUUUCCUUGUAUGUGUUUGUAAGAUUGUGUGAGUGACGGGUGCUACCGCUAGGACAGGAUAUAUGUUCCCUUAUUUUCCAGAUGUAGAAGUGACUUUCCUUGUAUGUGCUUGUAAGAUUGUGUGAGUGACGGGUGCUACCGCUAGGACAGGAUAUAUGUUCCCUUAUUUUCCAGAUGUAGAAGUGACUUUCCUUGUAUGUGCUUGUAAGAUUGUGUGAGUGACGGGUGCUACCGCUAGGACAGGACAUAUGUUUCCUUUUUUUCCAGAUGUAGAAGUGACUUUCCUUGUAUGUGCUUGUAAGAUUGUGUGAGUGACGGGUGCUACCGCUAGGACAGGAUAUAUGUUCCCUUAUUUUCCAGAUGUAGAAGUGACUUUCCUUGUAUGUGCUUGUAAGAUUGUGUGAGUGACGGGUGUUACCGCUAGGACAGGACAUAUGUUUCCUUUUUUUCCAGAUGUAGAAGUGACUUUCCUUGUAUGUGCUUGUAAGAUUGUGUGAGUGACGGGUGCUACCGCUAGGACAGGAUAUAUGUUCCCUUAUUUUCCAGAUGUAGAAGUGACUUUCCUUUUAUGUGUUUGUAAGAUUGUGUGAGUGACGGGUGCUACCGGUAGGACAGGACAUAUGUUCCUUUUUUUUCCAGAUUUAGAAGUGACUUUCCUUGUAUGUGCUUGUAAGAUUGUGUGAGUGACGGGUGCUACCGCUAGGACAGGACAUAUGUUCCUUUUUUUCCAGAUGUAGAAGUGACUUUCCUUGUAUGUGCUUGUAAGAUUGUGUGAGUGACGGGUGCUUCCGCUAGGACAGGAUAUAUGUUCCCUUAUUUUCCAGAUGUAGAAGUGACUUUCCUUGUAUGUGCUUGUAAGAUUGUGUGAGUGACGGGUGCUACCGCUAGGACAGGAUAUAUGUUCCUUUUUUUUCCAGAUGUAGAAGUGACUUUCCUUGUAUGUGCUUGUAAGAUUGUGUGAGUGACGGGUGCUACCGCUAGGACAGGACAUAUGUUCCUUUUUUUUCCAGAUGUAGAAGUGACUUUCCUUGUAUGUGCUUGUAAGAUUGUGUGAGUGACGGAUCCUACCGCUAGGACAGGACAUAUGUUCCUUUUUUUUCCAGAUGUAGAAGUGACUUUCCUUGUAUGUGCUUGUAAGAUUGUGUGAGUGACGGGUGCUACCGCUAGGACAGGAUAUAUGUUCCCUUAUUUUCCAGAUGUAGAAGUGACUUUCCUUGUAUGUGUUUGUAAGAUUGUGUGAGUGACGGGUGCUACCGCUAGGACAGGAUAUAUGUUCCCUUAUUUUCCAGAUGUAGAAGUGACUUUCCUUGUAUGUGUUUGUAAGAUUGCAUUGUGUGAGUGACGGGUGCUACCGCUAGGACAGGACAUAUGUUCCUUUUUUUCCAGAUGUAGAAGUGACUUUCCUUGUAUGUGCUUGUAAGAUUGUGUGAGUGACGGGUGCUACCGCUAGGACAGGAUAUAUGUUCCCUUAUUUUCCAGAUGUAGAAGUGACUUUCCUUGUAUGUGCUUGUAAGAUUGUGUGAGUGACGGGUGCUACCGCUAGGAUAGGACAUAUGUUCCCUUUUCGCGAUGACUGAUAUUCGGUGAUCCGUUCCUAUAAUAUUCCCGCUACGUUGCCUUUUACUCCCAUAAAAUCUGUUUCGGGGGAUAAUGGAGAUAUUCUUUGGCGUAGGCGUUUCAUAAUAAUUACGAAUAUGGAAAGAAUUUUGUUGCUUUUAUUCACUGCAAGGAAUGUUCUCAAGCUCCACGCGUAAAUUAUUAAAUGAUGCAUGACUACAGGGAUAAAUCGAUGAAACAUUACUGUAUGUCGGAAAUUCACGUGAGUCCAAAUAAUGGCACAGGACUGGAAUCUAAAACAUUGAACAAACUCGUUAACGAGUUAAGGAGCUGACAGACCUCAAGUCAAUGGUAAUGUACACACAUGAUUUGCAAAGUUUGCAUGUUUUAGUCAACUUGACAUGAUAUUUGGAAAUGUUGUUGACAUUUGUAUGACAUCCUGUUUUAUUUGCAAUUCAGUCGCCUGGUUCUAUAUUUGUCAAGGGGGUAAUAAUUGCAGAUGUAUUUACACUGGUAUUACAUGCUCUAUCAGGGCAAAUUCCGAACACCUUACUAUUGUAAAACGGUAUUUAAUGCGGGAAAUAUAAUAUAAUCAUUCGUGUCCUGAAAUGUGAAUUGAAUUUAUGUGUUGUGAUAAUAAAGAUUGGA